UUAUAUUCCAUUUCUAGAAAAGUUUCAUUUGGAAAAAGGGUUCUACUGCUUUGCGGGGCAAAAAGGAACCAUAGCUAAGCUGCUAACUAGGGUAACAUCCUAUCCCCUCUGAAAUACAAUUAAAUUCAGCAACGCCAUCUGGAUUCAGUGGCUGCUGUGUGCAGAGCACCUUCUGGGCUGCAUGGAGAGGGGAAGGAAUCACUGUUGUCUGCAUCCAAGUAGUUCACACUGUAACAGGGGACCUAUACACACAGACCCCUUGCCAGGCAAUGUGCCCUGUAGUAUGGCCACACAGAGGAGGAGUCCUGGGGAGGCUCCAUGGUGAAGGUGGUUUUUGAAGGACUGGCAGGGUGUCAAUAGGCAGAGAUGCAUGGACACUAAAAUCUAGGCAACAGGAACAGCAUAGCCACAGGACCGGGCGUCAGUCACAUUCUCCCCGCUGGCCAAAUGACACAAAUAAUGCUCAAAUUCUAUGCUGCGGUUUGCUUUGACUGGCGGAGGCGGAGGGGCGCGAAAGACAAGGGAGCCAGCCUGCUGCACAGCAGGUUUAGCCUCCAUGCCCGGGGUUUGGAGCAAGAGAGUGAAAACAUCAGAGCUAUGUCUUCAGAAGGUCUUGUGUUGUGAAACUGACUGGCAAGCUAUCACAGGAAGCUAAGCGAGGUGGUGGGCUGCUGGAUUAAAAUGAUCUCUAAACAGAAUUCGCUCUCAGGGUUCAUUUUCAGCCUACCUCAUUAGGGCAGAUUCGGUCUUCUCACAUUGUUAUUGCUGUAUCGGAGGAAUCUUUCUAAAGAGAAAAGUGACAGCACACAUUGCUGCCAUUUGAAAGCCAGCAUUUUUAAAGGGCGUAAUACACAGUGACAGUUUUGAUGUAUGCCCGUGGGUGUGGGUCCUAAUAUCUCAACAUACUCUGCCUGCAUAAUUUAAAAUGACAGUUUAGCCUGUCAAACUUAAAUGUGAGUGAAGUUCCUUGGAUAUUUAUAAAACAUCAAAAAGAUAGAAUGGUGUCAGCAAAAGAUGGGUCUUUUUAUUACUAAACCACGGGACGAUUUUUGGAUAAUUGCUGGCAACUCACCUAGAAGCUGAACUUCCAGACAAAGUAUAAAUUUGGUGGUGCCACAGUUUUGAAGGUUAUUUUCACCCAAUGCAAUAAAAGGAUAUUACAGAACUCUAGCACAAAUUGUAGUCAAAGAUGGAGACGCGUCAAUGACCCAUUUGUUUUUAAUGUAUUGUUUUAAUGUUUUUGUUUUUCAUGUAUCCAUGGUUUCCAGUUCCCCUGAGAAAGUGGAAAUUACCCAUGCUAAUAAAGCAAGCGUUAGUGCGAAGACCUAGCUGAUGUUUGGCUGGUUUUUAGCCCGCUAGGCAGUCACCCUUUAUAAAGCCUGCCAAGUUUGGAGCGUGGGUAAUUUUACACGCGGGUCUCCACAGAUCCUGUCUACUUCGGUAGAUUUAUUACUAGGAAAGUGCGUGGGGGCACUAAUUUUUGUGAAUUGACUAAUGCGUUAGAACUUUAAAAACCGGGUAGAACGCAGCGCAGGAAGCGAGCGUUCACCGCCGCAUCGCCGGAGCGUCCAGCCAGAAUCCCCCUGCCUGCGCGGCUCCUGGCGUCUUACGUCCCACAGGCCCCACGCCGGCGCCGUCCGUCCCGCAGGCCCCGCCUUUGGCGCUGGGCUCUGACGUCACCACCUGCGCCGCGCACAGUAGAAACAGGAAGUGGGACCAAAACAAAGGAUCGGUGGCCGGGAGCGGACUUACCUUACCUUCUCUGCCUUCCGCGCGCUUCUCAGCCGGGCCGCCGACCCAAAGGAGCCGUCCGACUAUGUCUAACAUGGAGAAACACCUGUUCAACCUGAAGUUCGCGGCCAAAGAACUGAGUAGGAGUGCCAAAAAAUGCGAUAAGGAGGAAAAGGCCGAAAAGGCCAAAAUUAAAAAGGCCAUUCAGAAGGGCAACAUGGAAGUUGCGAGGAUACACGCCGAAAAUGCCAUCCGCCAGAAGAACCAGGCGGUGAAUUUCUUGAGAAUGAGUGCGCGAGUCGAUGCAGUGGCUGCCAGGGUCCAGACGGCGGUGACCAUGGGCAAGGUGACCAAGUCGAUGGCUGGUGUGGUUAAGUCGAUGGAUGCGACAUUGAAGACCAUGAAUCUGGAGAAGAUUUCUGCUUUGAUGGACAAAUUCGAGCACCAGUUUGAGACUCUGGACGUCCAGACGCAGCAAAUGGAAGACACGAUGAGCAGCACGACGACGCUCACCACUCCCCAGAACCAAGUGGAUAUGCUGCUCCAGGAAAUGGCAGAUGAGGCGGGCCUCGACCUCAACAUGGAGCUGCCGCAGGGCCAGACCGGCUCCGUGGGCACGAGCGUGGCUUCGGCGGAGCAGGAUGAACUGUCUCAGAGACUGGCCCGCCUUCGGGAUCAAGUGUGACGGCAGAACCCGCUCUGAGGUUUCCUGGCCAUAGCCACCCUUUGAAAUGCUCUCUGUGUGUUAGAGAGAUACUAUACCCUAGAAACUCUGAACACGCCAGAAUGCUGAAAUGCCCUUCUACCUUUGGGUUUACAGCCCCCUCCAGAUAAAUUAAGAAAUUCAGUAUUUCUGCACUCUUAGCUGGAUUCUAAAAUUCUGUAUAGCUCGUAAUGAUGGUAUUUUUAUAGCAGCCUUUUAACAGAACUAGUUAAUUUCGUGUAUAUGAAUCUUUCUCGAUGAUCUGGUCAAAACUGUAUUCAGUUUCCUGCCCAGAAUGAUCAGAUUGAAGGUGGUUGGUUUUUAUUAUUUAGUGUGAUUGAUAGUAUCUAGAAUGGCAAGUGGUGCAUAAAAGUUAAAGAGAGGGGAAAGAUUACUUAGUUUGGUUAUACAGUUAUAAACACCAUGCAGUGUAUUCGGUGGACUGUGCUAUUUCUGUUUAUCCUUUGGGUUUUGGUUUUUGUUUUGUUUUUGCCUUCACAGUGAGACUGCAAAUGAUUGUUCUCAUAACGUAUAUUAUUAAUAAAUGUCCUAUAAUUUAUACUGAAAUUACCUUAGGAUAUUUUUGCAUAAUACUCUCUUACUGCUUACAUUCUAUAAAUUUUUCAUGUGAUAAUUGUCUUUGCGUAACUGGGAAAAAUGCCGAAUAACUUCCUUUAUUAUCUGGAAAAAUUAAAUUUGUUCAUUUAUAUUUUCUACUUAAUUGAGUUUUUAAAAAGACUUAGUGUGACAUUUGACAGUGUCUUUCAAACGAACUUCUCUAACAAGUUUAUAGUUAUUUUCCUGUUUCAACACUAUUAGACGUCUUAUAAAUUAUGCUAAUUAGCACGGCAGUCGUGUUAUACACUCUUAACAUUGCCAAAGAACUGUUGAUUCGUUUGAGAAAACCCUGGGACUGUGUGUGUGUAGGUUUUGUUUUGAUUUUAACAACCAAAAAUAGAAAUAAAAUUAGAACUGCGUUUUAAGUUCUAAUUUGUAUUUAUUAAUUUGUCCAAAGGCAAGAACUCUUGGAAAUCCUUGAAAAUAUAAGCUGGAAUGUUUUACUUAGCCAUGCAAGUCAUUUAUGUAUACAUCCAGCCAGCUGGAAGUCUGAGAAGUAAAGAGGUAGGACUGGAAGGAAGGAGAAAGCUUGAGUCUUUAAGGCUAGAGCCCAGCUGUGCUGCCUGCCAUCUUCUCAGGAAUGGCAGUGCGUAUUUUCUGGCUGAAAAGUAAAGCAUGUAGCCACCGCUUUCUCAUAGCCUCGAAACAUGGAGAAAAGCAACUUGCUUUUGCCUUGGCAAGCAUACUAACCUAAGUUAAUUCAAGUUUUUUUUAACUUUCCUUCACUGGAAGAUUUUUCCAUAAGAGAAUUCCAUUGUUUCAGAAAAUAAUUAUAGGGGCCCUUCCAAGUUCUUUGAAAGAUUCAUAACCAACUAUUCACUAUUAUAACAUGUUUCCCAGUGUAAAUGAGUAAGGAAAAAAAAGUGUAACAGGUGCGUGCAGAUGAGGAGUGACCCUCAUAUUUAAGUUAUUUUAUAUUUGACUGGACAUUGUUCAGAAGUGUGCUUUAAGGGACACUUGUUGGUUGUCUGCCCAGCAUCUCUCAAGAAUAUCCCUCUUAGAAGGUCAUGUCUCCUGUCCUCCACAUGGUUGUGCAGGGCCAUGUGUGAAGACAGCAUGAGUCUUAACCCCUCUUUUAUUUUUGAGACAGAGUCUCGCUCUGUUGCCCAGGCUGGAGUGCUGUGGCGCGAUCUCUGCUCACUGCAACCUCCACCUCCCGGGUUCAAGUGAUUCUCCUGCCUCAGCCUCCCGAGUAGCUGGGAUUACAGGUGUGCACCACCAUACCCAGCUAGUUUUUUUGUAUUUUUAGUAGAGACAGGGUUUCACUAUGUUGGCCAGGCUGGUCUUGAACUCCUGACCUCAGGUGAUCCGCCCACCUCAGCCUCCCAAAGUGCUGGGAUUACAGGCAUGAGCCACUGCACCUGGCCUUAACCCCUCUUUAGAUUGGAAAAAAUAAUUACAACUUUAAAAAUAGCUUAGUGUUGAACCCUUUGGUAAACUAAAGACCCUUUUAUAAUGCAAAUAUUCCCAACAAAGUUAAUAUAUUUUGUGAGAUUAAACAAUGCUUGUAUAUGCUUGAACUUUCUUAAAAUAUGCUCAUGUCAUACUAUUAUGAAUGUACAUUUUUAUGAGUCAUAAAUAUUAUUUUCAAAAGCA
Molecule: messenger RNA, 4648 nt
Organism: Pan troglodytes (chimpanzee)
Lineage: Eukaryota; Metazoa; Chordata; Mammalia; Primates; Hominidae
Gene: CHMP1B
Product: charged multivesicular body protein 1B
Exons: 1
Coding region: 1817-2416 (199 amino acids)
Biological process (GO): vacuolar transport
Source: RefSeq, a predicted model, not a curated record